Messenger RNA from Phacochoerus africanus (Common warthog), 2148 nucleotides. RefSeq names its product cerberus 1, DAN family BMP antagonist (gene CER1). Gene Ontology annotation, molecular function: morphogen activity. Lineage: Eukaryota; Metazoa; Chordata; Mammalia; Artiodactyla; Suidae. The record is from RefSeq and is a predicted model, not a curated record. Gene Ontology annotation, biological process: signal transduction involved in regulation of gene expression; determination of heart left/right asymmetry.
AUGCCCAGAGCUAUCAAACCAGGUUUUUAGAAUCCACUUUCUCAAGUCUGGCUCUUUGUUUAGAGAAAGAAGAAAAGUCAGUAGGGUGGCUUGAAGGAAAGUCACUUCCCCAUCCUCUCUGAGGGCUAAUGAGCUGACAGUCUAUUACUUAGGAUCCUGUUGAGAAAUUUGUGAACAAUUGAAAAAGUUUACCUGAUGAUUGACCCGUUGUGAAAUUUAGCACUGAGUAUUUGAUUCUUAAAGUGAGGGGAUUACUGGGGACCUGUGAGUUUCCCUGUGUAAAAAAGAACAAUAUGUUCCCUUAACUGUUACCAUGCAAAACUCCCCAACCCCAACCACAUCUAAGUAAACAGGGAGAGUCCUCUGCUCACAAAGUUCACAUCCUUCUUACAACUUUUAUAUACUUCUUUAGCUGCUCAUGUGUGUGUGCGCGUGCAUGUGAUGUGCCCAAUGGCCUGACUUUUGAUGAAGUAUAUGCGUUAAUUUUUUAUCUGAUAUACUUCUCUCUUAAAAACACUGUUCUAUCCCAGCACAAAGCAGAUGCGCCGCAAACGUUAGCUGACUCUGUCCCUUCGAAUACCAGUGAUGAGAAAUCCCAGCAAAGAAUGUGUUGUUUUCACUAAUACUGCUCUUUAAAUCUCAGACGAUCAAGUGUCAGUUAAUUACCCCCUGGGUUCCCAGGCUUUCACUGGGGCCUUCUAAAAUACACAAAACCCAAAUGAAGGCAGGACACCAUUAGCACUACAUAAUUCAAGCAAACAAUAAAUGUGUUUACUCUGCUGGCUACUGACCACCUGCCUUCCCGUCCCACAAGGCAGGUAUCCAUAUAUAUAGCAUUUCCCUGUUCACAGUCCUGCAGAGAGUGCACUUCUCUUUGGGCCUCACCAUCUGUGAAUCUGAAAGAAGCUUGAGCGCCCCCCACCCCAACAACAUGCAUCUCCUCUUCCUUCAGCUCCUGCUGCUCCUGCCUCUAGGGAAGGCCUCCCGGCACCGGGAUGGCCGCCAAAGUCUGAGUCCUUUUUCUCUUGUGCUCCUAGAAAGGCAGCGCAGAGAGCUCACUGUGGGCAACCACGAGGAAACUGAGGAGAGGCCAGAUCUGUUUGUGGCAGUGCCACACCUGAUAGGUGCCAGCACUGCAGAGGAAGUUCAGAGGCAGCGAGAAAAGAUGCUGUCCAGGUUUGGCAGAUUCUGGAAGAAGCCUGAGAGAGAGCUGAACCCACCCCAGGGCUCAGUCAGGGAGCAAGUCCUACCCAAGACCCAGGGCCUCACUCGGAUGAAGGAUGGGAUGCCAGGGGAGAAAUCUCCUCUUCGGGAAGAAGCCAAGAAAUUCUGGCACCACUUCAUGUUCAGAAUGAGCCCAGCCUCUCAGGGGAUCAUCCUGCCCAUCAAAAGCCAUGAAGUACAUCGGGAGACCUGUAGAACAGUGCCCUUCAGCCAGACAAUUACCCACGAAGAUUGCGAGAAAGCAGUUAUACAGAACAAUCUUUGCUUCGGAAAAUGUGGGUCUGUUCAUUUUCCUGGAACUCCGCAGCACCCCCACACCUUCUGCUCCCACUGCUUGCCUGCCAAGUUCACCACCAUGCACUUGCAGCUGAAUUGCACUGGACCGUCCCCUGUGGUCAAGGUGGUGAUGCUGGUGGAGGAGUGUCAGUGCCAGGUGAAGACAGAGCACCAGCAUGGACAUCCCCAACAGAGUGGCUUCCCAGCAGAAUUUCAUGUCCAGGAUCCCUUCAUCCCAGGACUUUCAACUUAAAAAAGCUAUCCCAUUAUCAUCAGCAACAUUGCUAAUCAUUCAGCCUGAAAUGUUAAGUGGGUACAGAAUAUAUUAAGGGAAAGGUGGUUUGCAAAGUAAGAACGAUUUAGAAGUUAUGGUAUUCAUCUAGUUAUUGGUACACAUUUGGGAUCUAGUCUUGGCUCUGCCGCAAACUGGCCAAAGGAUAUUAAUAAGUUGUGGAAGCUUUCUCCACCUUAAGUUUUUCAUCUGCGAGUGACGGAUUUGAACUAAAUGAUUGCUAAGGUCCUUUCCAUUGCUAAUAUUAUAUGAUCUGUUGUCUGCAAGUUUUAGUAAAAGCCCUCAUCUGAAGGAGUAAAAGAAAUAAACUAGACCAUAAGAAUGGAUUUCUUUAACAGCUUGUCAAAGCAUUAGCA